Topomyia yanbarensis is the source of this 2257-nucleotide messenger RNA. It is a transcript of the gene Orai, whose product is annotated as calcium release-activated calcium channel protein 1. The transcript has 4 exons. The coding region runs from base 663 to 1781 and encodes 372 amino acids. The record is from RefSeq and is a predicted model, not a curated record. Lineage: Eukaryota; Metazoa; Arthropoda; Insecta; Diptera; Culicidae. Gene Ontology annotation, biological process: store-operated calcium entry. Gene Ontology annotation, molecular function: store-operated calcium channel activity. Gene Ontology annotation, cellular component: membrane.
CGGGCAGCUCAGACGGUCUUUUGGCGUCGUUGCUGUUUGACCGAUGAGGAGGCGUGCGCGCGCGAGACUGCAACCGACGACGAUCGGACGUUUCGACGGAACGCUUUUCCCGAGGUUCUAGGAUAUUAGCGAGCGUGGUGUGACUUAGUGUACUAUUUUUGCUAAUCGGGUAAAGCAGCUUCCCAAUGUAGUGCUGGUUACUUGAGAAUCACAUUCCGAAAAAAAGUUGAUAGCUAAGCUACGUAGUACCAAUUAGAAUUUGCCAAGCCGUGUCUAACAGUACUCGCGUGCACAAUCAAGUGGAACGUAGUUCAAGCUCAGAUGCAGUGGUUGUUUUUGUUUUCUACUUGCCACCGAGGACAACAUGUGAGCUGCAGCACGCGUGAAGUUCAAUAAUUCAAGUGAAAAAUCUAUGUGCGAUUUGAGCGUGUGUUCAUUCUGCAAUCAGUUCUGUGUACCUAGAAUACAAUCAGAAUAGUACCCACAAACAAAGAAAGCCAACCGCCGGUCAGUGUAUGCACUUUGAGGGGAUGCUAUGAGUUUUGCAAGACCAGUACGGAUUCGCUCAGCAAACGUGAAAUCAGCAAUUUGGCAAAAUUAACCCCAACCCAUUCAACCCACCGGCAGCAGGGCCGUCGCCAACGGUCAGGGUCGGUGGCAGAAUGUUUGACACUGGCAGAAAGAAGAGAAACGGGACAAUGUCCGUGUGGAGCACUAGUACUGCCGGAAUCGAUACAGUGCUCGCAACCACCCUCGGUACAACGAUCCAUCCGAAAACGUUCAGUGCAAACCAUCUGCCCAGUACCGGGCUGAUAGUGACGCAAAUUCCCAACGGAGGUGCUGCUGUACCGAAUCAAACCCACCACCACCACCAGCAGCUGCAUCACUUCAGUGCCAGCAACGCCGCAGGUAGUGUAGUAGCCGCAAACGGCCUCAACCAUAGCCACCAUCACCUGGUUGCCACCUCGGGCCAUCCGGCCGGGAACGGUGCCGGUGCAUUCAGCAGUCACAGUACCAGCAGCAACAGCAACCACAGUCAUUCCCCGCCGAUUCACGGAUCGGUGCAAAAUUCCGUUGCCUGGAACCGAACCAGUAUUUGCAGUGCACACAAGAGACGAUCCGGCCUGAGCACCAUGUCCCAGUCAGGAGACGAGUUUAGUUCACCCAACUACCUAUCGUGGCGGAAGUUACAACUCAGCAGGGCAAAACUGAAAGCAUCUAGCAAGACGUCGGCGCUGUUAUCCGGGUUUGCCAUGGUCGCCAUGGUUGAAGUUCAGCUGGACGAGAACACCAGCGUCCCACCGAGUAUGUUGAUCACGUUCGCCGUCUGCACCACGCUGCUGGUGGCAGUCCACAUGUUGGCCCUCAUGAUCAGCACCUGUAUCCUGCCGAACAUCGAAACCGUAUGCAACCUGCACAGUAUCUCGCUGGUCAACGAAUCCCCGCACGAGCGGCUUCACUGGUACAUCGAAACGGCGUGGGCCUUUUCGACGCUGCUCGGUCUAAUACUGUUCCUGCUCGAAAUAGCCAUCCUGUGCUGGGUAAAGUUCUACGACCUCAACACAACGGCGGCCUGGUCCGCGUGCAUCGUCCUGAUCCCAGUACUGAUCAUCUUCGUGGCCUUCGCAUUGCACUUCUAUCGAUCGCUGGUUACCCACCGGUACGAGGUGACCGCGUCUGGCAUCCGGGAGCUGGAGAUGCUGAAAGAGCAGAUGGAACAGGACCAUCUGGAUCCGCAUCAUCACCACGGGCCACCGUAUCAAUCCGUGCAGAUUGUUUGACCGAAUGCCCGAUUGCUGCACCGGACACGGACCCAAUGCGUGUGAAUCUGUGAUUGUGAUUUCUAUCUACCCGUUUAUUUACUGUAUCUCUGUUGAAUAGCUUUGAAGUCGCUAUUAUCAGUUGUCUUACCUAAUAACUUUCUAGAUCUGUACGCGACGGAAGAGUUAGGAUUUGUCUCCACCCUUACAUGAUACGCCUUCCCUACUCUGUGAAAUGUGAACAUGCACUUAUUUGCAUUGAUCGAAAGACAGCCCUAGCUAGUUAAUUCAAAUAAAACUGUUUCGUUCUCAUGAUUAUCUAAGGCAAAACAAAGGCUGCUGUUGUUUUGAUACUUAUAUCAGUAAGAUGGGCGUACGCAAUUGUAUGUCGAUGAUUUUUUGUUAGAUGUAUUAUUUUACUAGAUUGAUCAUCACAACCAGUUGUAAUAUAUUUUUCAAACUGCUCUACUAAAAUUAAGUUAAUAUUAUUCAAGUCU